AAAAGCUUUAUGUGUCGUACGAAGGAGUCAGUUUUCAUUUAAUCCUUGCAAUCGGUAGUUUGACCAAUCUUCUCCUCUUUGGAUCUAAAAUAAUUGUGUUCAAUUCAAAACGCUGAAAAUAUCUUGAGCCAAUCGUCGACUCUCGAAGAACCUGCAAACAUCAUAAAUACAUGCAAUAUGAUUUGGAGCAGUGUUUUCGUCAAUCACCUGUCAAUUGCUUUAGUCAUCGCUUUAAAUUCGCUUAUGAUCGCAAAUGCGCAACCUGAACUUAAAUUAGUAAAUGUGGUAUUCAGACACGGUGAUCGAACACCUGAUAAUAAUGGUCGUGAAAUGUUUCCAAAGGAUCCAUAUAUAAUACUCUUUUAUCCAACAGGUCUUGGACAAGUGACUUUAGAGGGCAAGAGACGCGAGUAUACAUUGGGAAAAAUCUUGCGCAUUAGAUAUAAUAAUUUCCUAGGCAGUUUAUACAGAUCAAAACUCGUCGUAGCUCGUAGCUCGGAUUUCGAGAGAACAAAAGUGUCUUUGCAACUUGUUCUUGCUGGCUUGUUCCCACCAACAAAUAUUCAACGAUGGAAUUCUCGUUUAAGUUGGCAACCAAUUCCAACAUCGUAUAUGCCACGUGUUGAUGACAAUCUUAUCCUGACCGACGAGUGUCCGCAAUAUCUCAACGAAUACGAUCGAGUACUAAAUUUACCUGAAGUGCAAGCAAAGAUAUACCAAUUUAGAGGUUUAAUGAGCAACUUGACAAAGCUAACUGGCAAAAAAAUGGAGACGCUCUCCGAUUUGAAUUUUCUUUAUCAUACUUUUGCAGCGGAGUCUGCCUUAGGGUUGCCGCUUCUCGAAUGGGUAUAUGACUAUUUCCCUUAUGGUCCUCUAUUUGACGCAAUCGUGGCCAAUUACGAUAUUGCUAGUUUCACUCCUUUAUUAAGAAAAUUAUUUGCUGGCCCGCUCAUCCGUGAUAUGACAGACAAUAUGAUAGCCACGCAAAAUGCCAAUUCGCCGAAUACGAAAAUAUAUUUAUACGGUGGUCACGAGACUAAUAUUGCCAGUUUGUUGCAAGCUUUAGGUGUGUACGAGCCACAUGUACCUGAGUAUUCCAGUGCAAUUAUUAUGGAAUUGCAGAAGAUCGAUCAAGAGUAUUAUGUCAAGCUGUUUAGACAUGGCGACCGGACACCACCCAAACUCGUCAUGGCUCAUAGUUCGGAUAGUGAUAGAACAAAGAUGUCCCUGCAACUAGUUCUAGCUGGCUUGUUUCCGCCUAAGGAUACUCAACGAUGGAACACUGAUUUAAACUGGCAACCGAUUCCGAUUACAUAUAUACCACGUGUCACCGACAACUUUUUCACGUUUCACGAAUGUCCACAAUACCUUGACGAGUACGAUUGUAUACUGAAUUUAUCCGAAAUGAAAAAGAUAACGUCUCAAUUUAAGAACAUAAUGAGCAAGUUGACAGAGCUAACCGGUAAAAAUAUUGAAACAUUUUUGGAUUUGUUUUAUUUAUAUCAUACUUUCCUAUCGGAGUCAUCUCUGAAUUUAACUCUUCCUCAAUGGACUCACGAUUACUUUCCUGACGGUCCACUAUUCGAUGGAUAUGUACAAUCAUAUUACAUUGCAAAUUUUACUCCUUUAAUAAGAAGAUUGUCUAGUGGUUCAAUAAUUCACGCAAUAUUGAACAAUAUAAUAGCCGCAAAAAAUUCGAACAAACCGCAUGCAAAAAUUUAUUUAUAUAGUGGACACGAUGUUAACAUUGCCAGUUUGUUGCUAGCUUUCAAUUUGUACGAGCCGCAUGUACCUAAAUAUGCUAGCGCAAUUAUUAUGGAAUUGCAAGAGGUCAAUCAAAAGUAUUAUGUCAAGCUGUUAUAUUAUAAAGGCAUUCCACCGACUAUCAAAGAACUUCAAAUCCCAGGAUGUGAUGGUCUCUGUCCUUUCGAAAAAUUUUUUGAUUUAGUUAAAGAUUUUAUUCCGUCUGAUGAUGAGACAAUUUGUGACAAAAGGCAGACACCUGAUUAUGCUCACAUAAAAUAUCCUGUCGAUUUGCAGAGAAUUGUAUUUUAUAUUAGUAACAUGAUGUUGUUCUAUAUUCUCAAUAAUUAUUUGUUACUUCUCGCAAUUAUAAGUCUAAAUACCAUGCUAAUCGUGAAUAUACAACCUGAGCUGAAAUUAGUUAAUGUGCUAUUUAGACAUGGCGAUCGGGCACCCAGUAUAAGACACGAAAUGUUUCCGAACGAUCCAUAUUUAAAUUAUUCAUUUUUUCCAACAGGCCGCGGUGAAUUGACUAGCCAAGGGAAGAAACGCAUGUAUGAAUUAGGACAAGUCUUGCGCAACAGAUAUAAAGACUUCCUGGGCGAUCUGUAUCAACCCAAUCUCGUUAUGGCUCAUAGUUCCGAUACUGAUAGAACAAAGAUGUCCCUGCAACUUGUUUUAGCUGCCUUAUUUCCACCUACGGAUACUCAUCAACAAUGGAACGGGGAUUUAUACUGGCAACCGAUUCCGAUUACAUAUAUACCACGUGUUACCGACAAUUUCUUCAUAGUUAGUGAAUGUCCACAAUACCUCGACGAGUACGAUCGUAUACUGAAUUUACCAGAAAUGAAAAAGAUAACGUCUCAAUUUAAGAACAUAAUGAGCAAGUUGACAGAGCUAACCGGUAAAAAUAUUGAAACAUAUAUGGAUUUGUUUUAUUUAUAUCAAACUUUUCUUUCGGAGUCGUCUCUGAAUCUGACUCUUCCGAAAUGGGCUCACGAUUACUUUCCUGACGGUCCACUAUUCGAUGGAAUUGUACAAUCAUAUUAUAUUGCAAAUUUUACUCCUUUAAUAAGAAAACUAUCCAAUGGUCCAAUAAUUCACGCGAUACUGAACAAUAUGAUAGCCGCAAAAAAUUCAAAAAAACCAGAUACAAAAAUUUAUUUAUACAGUGGACACGAUAUUAACAUUGCAAAUUUGUUGAUAGCUUUCAAUUUGUACGAACCGCAUGUACCCAAAUAUACCAGUGCAAUUAUUAUGGAAUUGCAAGAGAUCAAUCAAAAGUAUUAUGUCAAGCAAGGCAAGAAACGCGAAUAUGAAUUGGGACAAGUCUUGCACAAUAGAUAUAAGGACUUCCUGGGCAAUUUGUAUCUGCCGAAUCUCGUUAAAGCUCACAGUUCGGGUACUGAUAGAACGAAGAUGUCCCUACAACUUGUUCUAGCUGCCUUGUUUCCGCCUACGGACACUCAACGAUGGAAAACUAAUUUAAAUUGGCAACCGAUUCCAUUUACAUAUGUGCCACGUGUCGUCGACAAUUUUUUUUUGAGUCACGAGUGUCCACAAUUCCUCAACGAAUACGAUCGCAUACGAAACUUGCCAGAAAUAAAAAAGAAAUUGUCCCAAUUGAAAAACCCAAUGAAUAAGUUGACAGAGUUAACCGGUAAAAAUAUCGAGACCCCUUUCGAUUUAUAUUAUUUAUAUCAAACUUUCGAAGUGGAGUCGUUCAUGAAUCUGACCCUUCCUAAUUGGGCGUACGAUUACUUUCCUGACGGUCCUGUGUUCGAUGGACUUAUACUCUUAUAUAAUAUUCUCAGUUUUACACCUUUAAUGAGAAGACUCUGCACUGGCCCGAUGAUUCAUGCGAUAUUAGAUAAUAUGAUAACUGCAAAAAAUCCGAAUCCACCGAAUACAAAAAUUUAUUUAUAUAGUGGUCAUGAUGGUAAUAUUGUGGGUUUGUUGCAAAUUUUUGGUGUAUACGAGCCACAUUUUACGCGGUAUUCCAGCGCAUUUAUUACGGAAUUAUAUGAGUUCAAUCAAGAAUAUUAUGUCAAGUUGUUGUAUUAUAAAGGUAUUCCGCCUAUCAUCCAAGAACUUCAAAUCCCAGGAUAUGAUGUUCUCUGUCCUUUCGAAAAGUUUUUGGAUUUAAUUAAAGAUUUGAUUCCGUCUGACGACGAAACGAUUUGCGACAAAAGACAGACACCUGAAUUUGCUGAAAUAAAAUAUCCUGUCGAUUUGCAGAGAAUUGUGUAUAACUUAAUUAAAACCUCCGCAAUAGAAACACAUAGAUAAUAACGCAUACACUUUACUAAGGUGUUCAGGCAUUAGAUAAAAGUAUCGCGAAUAAAAUUAAUUAAAUUAGCUAUAUUAUGUUAUGAACACUACGUUCAGAUUGUUCUACAAAGCUGUUAUUUUUUCACGAUUAUUUAUGCAAGUGUCAUAUUAAAUAUUUGCAUAUACGUAUACAUAAACAAUUGACAAUUAUUAAAUUAUAUUUAAAUGUCACAGUAAAUAAGGAAAUUAGAAACUCUAAUUAAAUAAAUUCAUUUUUCUAAGUCAUUAAAAUUUUUUGUGUUUG
Molecule: messenger RNA, 4318 nt
Organism: Nylanderia fulva
Lineage: Eukaryota; Metazoa; Arthropoda; Insecta; Hymenoptera; Formicidae
Source: RefSeq, a predicted model, not a curated record